Molecule: messenger RNA, 1368 nt
Organism: Phaeoacremonium minimum UCRPA7
Lineage: Eukaryota; Fungi; Ascomycota; Sordariomycetes; Togniniales; Togniniaceae
Product: putative misato segment ii myosin-like domain-containing protein
Exons: 3
Coding region: 1-1368 (455 amino acids)
Biological process (GO): mitochondrion distribution
Cellular component (GO): cytoplasm
Source: RefSeq, a predicted model, not a curated record
AUGCCAAGGACCGUCAUUUACGACCUGAAGGGCGGCUUUGGUUCGUUGAGGCAGAUCAAUGCUCUGUACGAAGUCCAGCAGGACGGUCCGCCACAGGGCCUGUGGAAUGGCAGAACAGUUGUGCAAAGACAACAGCCCAUCGAGGCCAGCGCAUACCAGCAGAGCCUCGACGCCGGUCUGGAGCCACCGGAACUGACUACCAGCACCGUAAGAUACUGGUCUGAUUUUAACCGCGUUUUCUUCCAUCCGCGCUCCAUUGUGCAGCUCAAUGAGUAUGAGCUCAACUCCAGCCUCGUGCCAUUCGAGAGAUGGGACACGGGCGAAGACCUCUUCUCGUCCCUCGACAAGGAGAACGACCUUCUUGAUCGAGACAUCAGGCCGUUUGCGGAGGAGGCAGAUCAAAUGCAGGCCAUCCAGAUCAUGACCACCGUGGAUGACGCCUGGGGCGGGUUUGCCUCGCGGUAUAUAGAACGCCUGAGGGACGAAUACGGCAAGACUACCAUCUGGACGUGGGGACUGCAGGAUGCCUUUCCAGGGCUGAAUAGAGAAAAGCGGCUUCUACGACUUGUGAACAAGGCAAAGAGCCUGACAGAGAUCUACAAGCAAGCUUCUCUACUGGUUCCGCUGGCAAUACCGCAGCACUUAUCUCCCCAUUCCCUAGCACUUGACUCUAGCUCCGCGUGGCAUACAUCUGCCCUUCUAUCAACGGCCAUAGAGAGUGCCACGCUGCCAUCGCGACUCAAAGACUUGACGAAUAGGGAUAGCCUAGGCAAUAUUGGGAAUCUGCUGAAUGUGCACGGCAAGCAGACAGUCGCCCACCUGCAAAUGAGCAUAGCCCGAUCCGACCAGGUUCCUCGCAGCGAGAACGUAGGUGAUGAACCGUCAGACGGCCUGCGGCUGGAUAUCGACUUCCGCCCUCCCGACGAUGUGGCCGACAGCCAUCGUCAAAACGGAUUCAACGUGCCGAAGAUAUUCAGCCAGGUCCUGGCCACGCGCGGAGAGAGGGCAGACGAAGAAGACGAGGAAGAGAACGACGGGGAUGACAGGGAAGACGCGGCGCACCGUCGACGGAAUGAUCGAGAGGCAUUGAGCAGGACAUACCGCUCUCAACUAAGCUACCCUACACCAGACAGCUUCCCGAAGAUUUUCAGGGGCGACGAUGGGGAGAUCCUGGCGGGACCAAUAUCCGUUAGCACAGCCCUGACUACUGACACAGCCUUGUCGCAGCGCCUGAGACUCUUACGCUCAACGGUAGUCCGGUCCAUUGGUGUCGAAGAUCGAGAAACCCUGAGCAACGAUCUUGCCGAAAUGGCAGACGAGUAUCACGAGGGAUGGUCAAGUGGCAGCGAUGAAGGUGAGGAUGACUAG